Molecule: messenger RNA, 1045 nt
Organism: Pseudogymnoascus verrucosus
Lineage: Eukaryota; Fungi; Ascomycota; Leotiomycetes; Thelebolales; Thelebolaceae
Exons: 2
Coding region: 1-1038 (345 amino acids)
Source: RefSeq, a predicted model, not a curated record
AUGCCAAGUUCCAAGGGAAAGAUCUUGGUUAUAGGUGGCACAGGUGCUCAAGGAGUACCGGUAGUAAAAUCUUUUGCGUCAGGUUCGAAAUAUGCCGUACGCGUUCUCACCCGAGAUGCCUCAUCUUCGUCUGCUUCUGAGUUGGCAGUAAUACCUGGAGUGGAGAUAUUCGAGGGUGACUCCUAUGAUGAAGCCACCCUUCGCAAGGCGUUUGUUGGCAUUGAUUACGCCUUUGUGAACACAAAUGGCUUUGCCAUUGGAGAAAAGGCGGAGAUCUACUGGGGCAUCCGCAUGUACGAGCUUGCCCGAGAAUUUGGCCUGAAGCAUUUUAUUUAUGCCGGUCUCGAGUAUGCUUCGAAACUCGGGAACUUUGACCCAAAAUAUAGAUGCGGCCAUCUCGAUGGGAAAGCCAAAGUUACAGACUACCUCUCCGCACAGCCGACAACCCCGAUGGCGUGGUCAGUCUUGACCUCUUGUUUGUACAUGGAAGGGCUCUCAGAGGUGCUUGCCCCUCACCCUGAUCCGAAUAACCCUGGUACGCUCAUCUUCGCAGCCCCUCUUGGGACUGCGAAGUGCCCUCUCAUAUAUCUCAAAGAUUAUGGAGACUAUGCCCGCUGGAUGCUCGAUACACCUGCUCGGAGCAACGGGUUGGUGUUGCACGUUGCUACAGAGGACAUCUCCUGGAAGGAUUUGACUGCUGCCUUCACAGAAGUGACGGGUAUAAAGUCAGUUUACAAGGACAUCACCUUGGACGAAUAUUUCAAGCUUGGAGUAUUUGAAGACCCAGAGGCGAAGGUUGGGCAUUCGGUUACCCGCAAUGAUCCUACGUUAUUCACUAUCCGCGAGAACUACUCGGGGUUCUGGAAUACGUGGAAAGAUGAAUUGACUAAGAGGGACUACAAACUUUUGGAUGAGAUUUUGCCCACAAGAGUGAAAUCUGUGAAGGAAUGGAUGAAGAAGACAGAGUAUAAGGGGAAGUCAGCACCAGUUCUGAAAGACUAUCGUGAUGGUGCUCGUACGAGAGGCGUUCGUCAGUAAAAAAAAU